AAACUCUCGAAAGAUUCCGGAAGGGAGGGACCUCACGACGGGAAGCAGCAGCAGCAGCAGCAAGCUAGUCAAGACUUCAGAUCAUUCCCUCUUGACCACGUUGUACAAUAUACGUUUUAAUUUCUGUCAUACAUUAUGUCUGUACUGUGUUAUAAUAAGGGAUGUGGACAACGUUAUGAUCCCGACAAGAAUUCAGAUGACGCAUGCACAUACCACCCCGGAGUGCCAGUGUUUCAUGAUGCAUUGAAGGGUUGGUCUUGCUGCAAGAGACGAACAACUGACUUUUCGGAUUUCCUCAGUAUUGCUGGUUGCACGAAUGGCCCUCAUAAUCAGGAGAAGCCCUCUGAGCCUGUUAAACCAGAAGUGAAGUCCUCUGUGGACAUGAGUGUGAAUGAUGUAAAGCCAAAGUUUAAUGAAUGCAUCACCCAAGCACCAAAACCUCUAGAGUCUAUUCAGCGACCAAGUCCAGAUGAGCCUUUCUCCAUUCUACAGCAGAAGAUCUCUCCUUCGCUCAAACAGGCUUUAGAAAAGCUUAAAUUAACUGAGGAAAAUGCACAGGAGAUAAAGGAGGAGGAUAGUGAUGAAAUUAAGAUAGGGACGUCCUGUAAGAAUGGAGGCUGCAGUAAGACGUUCAACGGACCAGACGGUGAUGAAGAGACAUGUUUGUAUCAUUCUGGUGUACCUAUCUUCCAUGAAGGGAUGAAAUAUUGGAGCUGCUGUAAGAGGAAAACCUCAGACUUCAACACGUUUCUGUCUCAGGAGGGCUGUACCCGAGGAAAGCAUCAGUGGAAGAAAAAAGAUACCGGAAAGAAGGUUGUGCCAUGCAGGUUUGAUUGGCACCAAACAGGAAGUCAGGUCAUCAUUUCCAUUUAUUCCAAAAAUUCAGUACCAGAGCUGAGCUUAGUGGAGGGGAACAGCACUGUGCUUAAAAUCCAUAUUAUAUUUGAAGGAGAGAAAGAAUUUGAACAACAGAUCAGUUUGUGGGGGGUUAUCGAUGCAAGUAAAAGUUUGGUGAACAUGAUGGCUACCAAAAUUGAGGUUGUGUUGAAGAAGGCAGAACCAAUGUCAUGGGCCCGACUAGAUCUUCCACCUGUAGCUCCACCAAAGGAAGAAGAAAAGGAAAAAGAUGACCGUGAGGAUGAAUGUGAUGAUUAAAUUAAGAGACCGUAAGAGAGCUACUAUUCUCCGAAUAGGACUGGGAAUCAUUUUCUCUGGUUCUAAGGUUUGAUACAUAAUAAAGCAUGAAUUUGUUAUAUAAAUUCUGAAAGCUCUUCAUGUUUGUCCAAGGUCAAACUAUAGAUUUAUUGUACAGGGCAUGUUUAGAGAGUUUUUCAAAGAAAGCUCUCAAAGAACCAAGUUACUGUUGAUACAAUAUUUUGAUUCAGACCAAAAUGUGUGCAGUCCUAGUAAAUGGAGCGUUUCACAUUCCACGGUUUUGUUUUUGCCAAUGCAAAUAGUCAUUGAAGCGGUGUUCAUUAAUUUGAGUUUAACCAGAGCAAGAGUUCAUAAUUGCGAAGAUGUCAAAGUGAAAGCACACAUUUUCUUGUGAAGUAUUACUUGCCAUUCAAAACAAGUGCUGUGAAACUGUUGCAAUUUACCAAUUUAAAAUCACUUGUGACAGACCAGGAUUUUCACAAGGGUUGAUUUUCUUGGGAAAAAGCAGAGCUGUAAAAUUCCUUCACAGCUUCUCCAGUAUCAAAAAAAAUAAAAAAAAUUUGAAUUUGUGCCAAGUACUAUGGAUGCCAAUGAGAACCAGAAACUCUUUGGUUACCCACAUUCAAAAUAUAUUUUAAAGGGGUCA
Molecule: messenger RNA, 1801 nt
Organism: Sinocyclocheilus rhinocerous
Lineage: Eukaryota; Metazoa; Chordata; Actinopteri; Cypriniformes; Cyprinidae
Product: cysteine and histidine-rich domain-containing protein 1-like
Exons: 11
Coding region: 136-1155 (339 amino acids)
Source: RefSeq, a predicted model, not a curated record